Molecule: messenger RNA, 3102 nt
Organism: Candoia aspera
Lineage: Eukaryota; Metazoa; Chordata; Lepidosauria; Squamata; Candoiidae
Gene: TMX3
Product: thioredoxin related transmembrane protein 3
Exons: 16
Coding region: 70-1440 (456 amino acids)
Biological process (GO): peptidyl-cysteine oxidation
Cellular component (GO): endoplasmic reticulum; cell surface
Molecular function (GO): protein disulfide isomerase activity
Source: RefSeq, a predicted model, not a curated record
GCAGGGGUGGGAGAAAUUCCGCUUCCCCUUCCGGCUGAUGGUUCCCUCGGUCUGCCGGCUCCUGUCAGUAUGGGGGCAGUGAGGAAACAGUGGUUGCGCUUGUUGUGGGCAACAGCAUUUGCUGCCUUUAUACUUGCUGUAGAUGCAUCAUUUGUGGAAGACUUAGAUGAAUCGUUUAAAGAGAACCGUAAAGAUGACAUUUGGCUUGUUGAUUUCUAUGCACCUUGGUGUGGCCAUUGCAAGAAAUUGGAGCCAGUGUGGAAUGAAGUUGGUAAAGAGAUGGGAAGUAUUGGGUCUCCAAUAAAGGUUGGCAAGAUGGAUGCAACUUCUUAUUCUAGUACUGCCUCUGAAUUUGGAGUUCGAGGCUAUCCAACAAUUAAACUGUUGAAGGGUGACUUAGCAUACAAUUAUAGAGGACCAAGGACCAAAGAUGAUAUUAUUGAGUUUGCAAAUAGAGUUGCAGGGCCUAUUAUUCGUUAUCUCCCUAGCCAGCAUAUGUUUGAGCAUGUUCAAAAAAGACAUCGCAUAUUUUUUCUGUACAUUGGUGGGGAAUCUCCAUUAAAGGAAAGAUACAUAGAAGUUGCUUCCGAACUAAUUGUUUAUACAUACUUUUUUUCUGCCUCAGAAGAGAUACUUCCCGAGUAUGUGACACUCCCUGAGAUGCCAGCUGUUCUAGUCUUUAAAGAUGGAACUUACUUUGUGUAUGAUGAGUAUGAAGAUGGUGAUUUGUCAGCCUGGAUAAAUAGGGAAAGAUUUCAGGGGUACCUUAGUAUAGAUGGAUUUACACUCUAUGAGCUUGGAGACACAGGAAAACUUGUGGCUGUUGCAGUUAUUGAUGAUAAAAAUGUUUCUGCUGAACAUGCAAGGUUGAAGUCUAUUGUUCAGGAAGUGGCUAAAAAUUACAGAAGCCAUUUUCAGAGAAACUUCCAAUUUGGCUAUAUGGAUGGAAAUGAAUACAUUAAUAGUUUACUAAUGGAUGAUUUGAAAAUCCCCACUAUUGUUGUCCUGAAUACAUCCAAUCAACAAUAUUUCCUACCUCAUAAACCAAUAGAGAGCAUUGAAGAUCUGGUCCAGUUCAUUAAUGAAAUUUUGGAAGGCACAGCAGAAGCAUAUGGUGGAGAUGGAAUUCUUCAACGAAUCAAGAGAAUAAUUUAUGAUGCCAAGUCCACAGUGGGAUCUGUUUUCAAGAGUUCCCCACUUCUUGGUUGCUUUCUCUUUGGUCUACCACUGGGUGUCAUCAGCAUCAUGUGUUACGGGAUUUGCACUGCUGACACUGAGGGAGGGUCAGAUGAAGCAGAGGCAUCUAAGAAGGAAACUACAAGCAGGGAUCUAACUGAUGAAGGCACUGAAGAAGAACAAGAGGAAAACAGUGAAAGUCCUAUAGAACUUCCAGAGAGAGAGCAAGAACAGAAAACUAUAUUAGAAAAAAAGACAGACUAAAUUGUUAACUUUUUUUCUGUAGAAUUUCCAAAUAGAGACUUAUUUAUUGAAUUCAAUUAUACCUGUGAUCUUCAGAGAUAAGAACUUUUUCAUGUAUUUGUGUUAUGUGCAUGCAUUCAAGUUGCUUGGCUGUGAAGAAGAAUGGGGUGGGAGUUGGGGUUUCAAAGUCUCUUAUUAUCUUUAUUCUGCUUAAAAAGAAAAUUCAGGAAAGCAGAUGAGUUAUUUUACAGGAUAAAUUUUGAGUUGGGUAAAAAAAAGCCCUCUUACUUCUCUUUUGAGUACUGAUAUUUACAAUUAAAAACAAUUUUACCAUUAUGGCCAAAGUAAUUCAUUCAUUCAUUCAUUGUUUCCCUCCCUCCCUCUCUCCCUCCCUCCCUUCAGCAGGGAUUAACUCAGUUUAGAAUAAAACCUAUAAAUAUUGAGCUGUAGAAAUCUUUCAUGGGAAAUACACUUUGAGAUGUUACAUAUUUUAGUAGCUAUACUUUCAAAAAAGCAGUAUUUUUUUAAAGAAAAUAAUUUAGAAUUUCUCUUUUACAAAAUGGAAUUGAUAAAGAGAAGUAUUACAAAUUCCCUGGCCUUUUUUUUUUUUUUAAUAUGAUUAGUAAAUUUAGAAGUAGCAUUUACUUUUUGAUCUCUGGGUCCAGUUGGUACUACAUUACAUUAUAUUGGUCCAAUAUGUUGCUUUAAAGGUAAUAAAUAUUUUUCCUUUACAGGAAUUUUCCCUGUAUCUUAACUAUAUGACAGUCUCAGGAUUCUAUUUGUAAAUUGCUUCAUUAGCAGAAUAAUUUGGCCAGUGUGGCUGCUGCAUAGUUAAUGGCAUUUUUUUUUAACUUUAAACAACAUUAGGCUACUUUACAAAACCCUUGCUACAUAUUUGGUUUCUGCAGCUGAAAAGAAACCUUAAAUUAAUAUUUUAUUAACUUACUAACGUUGAACAUGCAUUUGACAUCUUUGCUGUCUGUCUGUUGAAUGGGGAAGACUAAUUAUGCAUAACAUGGUCAGCAUUUAAAGUAAGAAUGGUUUUUGUCAUAUGUUUAAUCAUAUAUGUCAUCCCUCAUACUGUCCCAUGGUAUGGAAAGGACCAUGUCUCCAGGGUUGAGAUCUCAAGGGAUAAGCCAUAGGGUGAUGCUUGGAGGAUUGAUACCAUGGUGAUUACCAUAGCAAUCAAGCUUAUGCUACUCAUUUUUAAGACUAUGGCUGUUUAACAUUCAGUUUAAAAACUGAAAAUAAAAAUUCUAAGCUUGUGUCUCAUGGUGGAAUACUUGGCUUUAAUCAGCACAGUUGCUUAUAUACCUUGUCAAAAUACUCAAAUAAAUUUUAAGUUUAACUUUUUUAAAAAAAAUAUGGAGUUAAGGCUAAGGAAUCUUCUGCUUCCUACUUCAGCUAAUUUCAUUCCCUAUGCCAAACUCUGAUAACUCUGUAAAGCAAAGCUGUCAAGCCUAAUUCUUUGUCAUACAAUAUCUUACUAAUUGGAAGGAAAUUAUACAGUCACUAUUGCAGUUGCUUUGAAAAAUAACCAUACACAUUUUUUAGAACAAGAACCCUAUUCCUUGAUAAAAAUGAAUAUUGGUCUUUAAAAAUACUUUAUAUUACUUGUGGUUUCAUAUCAAGUACUUUUAUUGGCAGUUACUCUCUAUCCAAAGAAUAAAUGGCUUUAUUCUA